AUGAAAACCAGAGGACUCAUCUGUAUCAUCACAGGAGCCUCUAAUGGGUUUGGACGGGCGCUGGUGCACCGAGUGGUCCAUUUGAUGAAGCCUGGUUCUGUCCUCCUGCUGGUGGCUCAUUCUGGGACUCUGCUGCAGGAGCUGAAGGAAGAUCUGCAGAGCGUCACUGAGGAACAGCAUCCGCAGAUUUGCUGCAUCAUAGCUGAUCUGAGCACUGAAGAUGGAGUGGAAGAAAUAGUGAUGAGGGCAAGAUAGGAAACUGUCAGCAAACUAGAUCAUGUUCUUCUUAUCAACAAUGCUGCCGCUUUGGGUGACAUUUCCAGGAUUACUAGUUUCACUGGCAUCACUGAGGUGAAUGCUUAUCUGUCCCUCUAUGUUAGCUCAGCUUUGGCGCUGACUGCUGGAAUCCUGCAGUUGUUUCCAUGCAGACCAGGCCUGUGAUGGACUGUGGUGAAUGUCUCUCUAGAGGCCUUACAGUCCGGGGUGUUGUACCACACAGCCAAAGCAGCCAAGAACAUGAUGUUCAGUGUACUGGCUGAGGAGGAACCAGUUGUUAAAGUUCUCAGGUACUCUCCAAUUCAAGAGGUGUACGGCUAUUUUAGUACCUUGGGUGAGGAAUGUCCAGUUGUCAUUGAAGAACAGAGGGCACAGAUUAGUCUAAGAGUUCCUCAGCUAGCCUGCUGA
Molecule: messenger RNA, 684 nt
Organism: Amphiprion ocellaris (clown anemonefish)
Lineage: Eukaryota; Metazoa; Chordata; Actinopteri; Pomacentridae
Gene: sprb
Product: sepiapterin reductase b
Biological process (GO): tetrahydrobiopterin biosynthetic process
Molecular function (GO): sepiapterin reductase (NADP+) activity
Source: RefSeq, a predicted model, not a curated record